CACUAGUAACUUAUUUAAUAGAUUGGUGGGCAAUAGCCCAUAGUUUAUAAAUUAUAAUGAACCAAAAUUCUAACUUAUCUCAUAUUCAUUCAAAAACUAACAUGAAUUUAGCAACAACCACCAUACAAAGAAUCAACUAUUUGUUAUCAGAACAACCAUCUAUUAGAUCAUUUCAAUGGAGUCCAAUUAUGUGGGGGUCAACAUGGUCAUUUCUCAUUAUCUCUAUUUCUUCCUAUAUUGUCACCUCCACCACCCUCCACCUUCUCCUCCUCGUCCUUAUACGGCGGGGUAGGCCUGUACCUCUAGGGCCCAUCCCCGCCCUCCAUAGCCUCGCUAUGUCGUUAAUCUCCGUCAUAAUAUUCCUAGGAAUGUUAUCCUCUGCAGUCGCGGAAAUUCGCGACACGCGUUGGAUAUGGCGGCGUUCGAAAACGCCGCUACAAUGGCUCUUAUGUUUUCCGAUUGGCACGCGCCCUUCUGGGCGCGUGUUCUUCUGGUCUUACGCUUUCUACCUCUCACGUUUCAUGCAUGUUUUACGUACAUUUUUCACCAUCUUACGACGUCGUAAUCUGUCGUUUUUCCAACUUUUUAAUCACUCCAUUCUCAUUUGUAUGUCAUUUUUAUGGCUUGAAUUUUCACAAUCUUUUCAAGUUAUAGCCAUUUUACUGAUGACGUUGGUAUUCGCGCUGGUUUACGCGUACCGUUUUUGGACGGAAAUCGGGCUCCGUAGAGCCCGAUUUCCGUUUGUGAUGAAUUGUCAUUUGGUAUUUUUGGGAUGUAAUUUGGCAUGUCAUAUUGGGGUACUUCUGUUGCACUUUUAUAAAGGGGGAUGUAAUGGAAUGGGAGCUUGGUUUUUUAAUUCAGUGCUUAAUGUAUUUGUGCUUUUGGUGUUUUUGAGAUCAUACAUAAAGACAUAUUAUUUGAUUAGAGAAAAUUAUUUUAAUGUUUCUGCUUCAUCAAUUUCUGAAGUUGAAGAUUUUGUAACUUCGCAAACAAGCAAUAAGCCUCUGAGUAAGAAGGAAAUGUAAGCAAUAUGGUUCUUUUGUUUUGUUGCAGUUCCUCCAUCCUUAAUCAAAGGUCUCGGCUUCAAGUUUCGGGAAUGUAAAAAAAUCUUAUUGGGAGUGCUUCUCCCUGAAUGGACCCUUCAACAUGUGAUCCGAAUAUAAUCGAGCUCCAAUACAAAUACCGCAUGCUGGGUGGAAACCAAAAAGAUAUGAUUCUUUUGUUUGUUAUGUACAUUUUUUGUUUGUGUAGUAGUAUCUCUUUUGUAUAUCCUCUUUUAAUGCUCUAGCAAGCUGGGUAAUUAAAAGAUUGUGAUUUAUCCAUUUCUUUCUCAUAUUGUCUUCUUCUUUAAUUCUUAUUGAAUAGGAUGUAGAUGUUUAGUUACAGGUUUAACUGAAUUCAAUAUUUUCAAAAUUGGAUGUUCAAAAGUAUACGCAUAGGCGAAGCUUGGAGGGCGCAAGGGUUUCAUCUGUAUAUAUAUUGUUAAGUCUUUUUUUGUGUAUGUAAUAUAUUAACACAUAUUGAACCA
This is a messenger RNA of Capsicum annuum, 1528 nucleotides long. RefSeq names its product elongation of fatty acids protein 3-like. Gene Ontology annotation, cellular component: endoplasmic reticulum membrane. NCBI's taxonomy places the organism in Eukaryota, Viridiplantae, Streptophyta, Magnoliopsida, Solanales, Solanaceae. The record is from RefSeq and is a predicted model, not a curated record. Gene Ontology annotation, biological process: sphingolipid biosynthetic process; fatty acid elongation, monounsaturated fatty acid; fatty acid elongation, saturated fatty acid. Gene Ontology annotation, molecular function: fatty acid elongase activity. Bases 57 to 1025 code for a protein of 322 amino acids. The transcript has a single exon.